AUGUGGCUUUCUGUGUCGUUGUCGGCAUGGGUGCUGGCAGCGUUUGCUCUGGCAGGAAUCCAGGACCAGACGACGACUGACGAGAAUGGCAUUCGCAGCAUACCUCCAUAUCUAGAUUCUGAUAUGCAAAGUCGAUGGUUUGACUUUGGAGGAAAUACAAUUGUGCGCGCGGAUCAAUAUAUUCGUCUGACCUCGGACCGCCCCUCACAAGAAGGAUGGAUCUUUUCUCGAGUACCGCUGACCGCCACAAAUUGGGAGAUUGAAGUCGAGUUCAAGAUCCACGGCAACGGCAAUCUCCAUGGCGAUGGUAUGGCCCUCUGGCUGACCAAGCAGCGCGCAACGCCGGGCCCUGUCUUCGGCAGCACCGACUCAUUUGAAGGCCUCGGCAUCUUCUUCGACACCUACAAGAACAACCGGCCCGGUACCGUCUUCCCCUACAUAAUGGCCAUGGUCGGCGACGGUACGAAGUCCUACGAUAAGAACACCGACGGGAAAGACAAUGAGCUGAUGGGGUGCUCUGCGCGCGGGAUCCGCCGCGCCCCGAUCACCACAAAGGCGAAGCUCACAUAUUUCCAAGACAAAAGCCUAAAGCUGGAGCUACAGUACAAGUCGGAGGAUAAGUGGGAGCUGUGCUUCGAGACGAACGAGCCGCCCGUCAUUCCGUCGGUGGCAUACCUUGGCUUCAGUGCCGAAACGGGCGAGCUAAGCGAUAACCACGAUAUCAUAUCGGUUGCGACGCGCAACCUGUACGACACGAAGAAACGUGAAAGCACGGCUUCCAAGUCCGCAGCGGGCGCUUCGUCGACGGGCAAUGCUAAGGACACGAAGUUCAAGGGGACCAGGACGGAGGGUGGCAGCUGGACCUGGUUUCUGUUCAAGAUCAUGGCGUUCCUGGGGGUGUGCGUGGCUGCGUAUGUGGGCUUCACGGCGUGGCGGACGCACAAGAGCAGAAGCCACCGCUUCUAG
Drepanopeziza brunnea f. sp. 'multigermtubi' MB_m1 is the source of this 966-nucleotide messenger RNA. NCBI's taxonomy places the organism in Eukaryota, Fungi, Ascomycota, Leotiomycetes, Helotiales, Drepanopezizaceae. The record is from RefSeq and is a predicted model, not a curated record.